AUGGCGAUGACCCAGACACCACUAGCUCGGGCUGAGCAUCCAGUACCUACCACUUAUUGCGAUAAGGAUGAACUCCGAACCAGUUUCGCCCUGGCGAUGUCAACAAUGUAUCAACACGAAGUACCCGCAUACGGCACGCUGAUAGACCUUGUCCGAGAAGUCAACGACGAAGUCGCCACGAGCGAGACCUUCAGCAUCACCGAACGCCUCCACCUCGAGCGACACGGCGCCAUUCGACUCGGCACAGCGCACGAGCUGCAGACCGUCAGACGCAUCUUCGCUCUGAUCGGCCUGUACCCGGUGGACUACUACGACUUGUCCGUGGCUGGCUUGCCCAUGCACGCAACAGCCUUCCGACCAGUGAAUGCCGUGGCGCUCGGGAAGAACCCGUUCCGUGUGUUCACGACAUUGCUUCGUCCGGAGUUGCUGAGCGCUGAAACGCGCGAGGUGGCUUUAAAGUUACUGCGACAACGGCAGAUAUUCAGUCGUAAGCUUCUCGAAUUGAUUGAGAUAGGGGAGAGCCAGGGGGGUUUGACCGCCGCACAAGGCGAGAUAUUUGUGCUAGAGGCCAUCCGAACAUUUCGCUGGCAGACAGUCGCUGGUGCCAGCCGCGAGGAGUAUCAGAUGUUGAAAACAGAACAUCCGAUACUUGCUGAUAUCGUUUGCUUCAACACUGCGCAUAUCAAUCAUCUCACUCCACGCGUUUUGGACAUUGGCCUUGCGGAACAUCGAAUGAAGGCGGCAGAGUUGAAUGUCAAAAGCAGUAUCGAGGGUCCGCCUGCGCGGAAGAUACCGAUACUACUGCGGCAGACAAGUUUCCUAGCCUUUGAGGAGGACAUCGAAUUCCCGACUGACAAUGGCGAAUUGAUCGCGGCCAGCCAUACAGCUCGGUUCGGAGAGAUCGAGGAGCGCGGAGCUGCACUGACCAGCAAAGGUCGAUCGCUGUAUGAUGAAGUGCUCGCGAAAGGCAUCGAAGCCCGUGGUAUUGGAGGCAAUCAAGGCUAUUCGAGUGCUUUCAAGGCGUUCCCGGAUCAGCUUGACGAGCUUUUGGCACAGGGCCUGAUCUUCUGCACAUUCAAGGUCGUCGGAUCCGCAGACACACCUGGCAGCGUGGCGCGAGGCAGUGACACAGUCACGUCGUUGAUGGCGAAGGGCAAGCUCAUUGCGAGCCCCAUCACGUAUGAAGACUUUCUUCCUUUCUCUGCUGCAGGCAUCUUCCGGUCAAAUCUUGGUGAUGGCCACCAUCAGGACGGCAUGCCUGUGUCGCUGCCCGCUGGGAAUCAAGCGAGUCUCGAGCAGGCUCUGGGAUGCUCGGUGCUGUCGUCAGAGAAGCUCUACGCAGCCGAACAAGCGAAGAGUCUGGAGGACUGCGCAAGACGACUCGGUUUACAGGAAAUUCGACUGGCGUGUAGGUAG
Messenger RNA from Cyphellophora attinorum, 1416 nucleotides. RefSeq lists its product as uncharacterized. The record is from RefSeq and is a predicted model, not a curated record. Gene Ontology annotation, molecular function: oxidoreductase activity. Lineage: Eukaryota; Fungi; Ascomycota; Eurotiomycetes; Chaetothyriales; Cyphellophoraceae. The coding region runs from base 1 to 1416 and encodes 471 amino acids. The transcript has a single exon.